Biomphalaria glabrata is the source of this 1929-nucleotide messenger RNA. Its product is annotated as adenosine receptor A3-like. Gene Ontology annotation, molecular function: G protein-coupled adenosine receptor activity. Lineage: Eukaryota; Metazoa; Mollusca; Gastropoda; Planorbidae. The transcript is spliced from 2 exons. Bases 382 to 1455 code for a protein of 357 amino acids. The record is from RefSeq and is a predicted model, not a curated record. Gene Ontology annotation, cellular component: membrane. Gene Ontology annotation, biological process: G protein-coupled adenosine receptor signaling pathway.
AAGCAGAAGACAGGAUAUGACAGGAACCAAACGUGAACCAUUCUUUGACUUCCGGUUCAAAGUAGAUAUUAAACGCUACCUACACGUCAAUCUUUAUUUAAAGGCAAUUUAGACUUAACAAUGUUAGGUUACAUUGUUUGAUUAAUCGUUUUUUUUUUAUUUCUGUGUAACAUUUAUAACUGAGGCAUUCCAGACAAUUACAGUGGCAGGAAGUUGUCCAAGGAUCUAGAAUAACCAGCAGACGCAGCACAUUCCACACAAGCAGCAAGAUGCCACUCAGCCUAAAAUGCUUUUUUAUAAAGACAUGACGCCAUGAAGGGAACAUGUUGACUUAGUUAUUACUAGAGCAGAUCAAUCCAGAGGCUCGCUCGUCUUGAGGCCAUGUCACAUUUUACAACGAUCCAUGGCUCCAAUGCACGAGACAACUUCUUUAUCGUAGUGGAAGCCUCGGUUGGAUUUUUGGCCGUCCUGGGCAACGGCUUGGUGGUGGCGGCGAUAUGGACGACGCCCAGGCUCCACAAUAUCACCACCAUUUUCAUCUGUAACCUUGCAGCUGCGGAUGUGGCGGUGGGGUUGUUGGUAACUCCGUGCACGAUCCUGUCCUUCAAGGGUCUGCCCAGAGACUUCUACGGUUGUGUCUUCAUUCAAUGCGUGCUGCUCGUGUUCACAAACAUUUCCGUGUUCAUGCUUCUGGCCGUAGCCAUCGAGCGGGUCUACGUUCUGAAAUCACCUUUCAUGCAGAAGUUCGUUUCUUUCCGUCGGGCCGUCCAGAUCAACAUGGGUGUCUGGGUGCUGGGCGGGGUCCUAGGCAUGAUACCUAUGUACGGAUGGAAUGCCGGCUAUAAGGAAAUCAAUGAAUGCCAUUACGACCACAUCAUGUCCCCGGAGCAUAUGGUCUACUUUCAAUUCUUCGGUCUUGUACUCUUCCCGCUAGUCCUGAUGCUCUGCAUAUACGUCUACAUUUACAUAGAGGUGCACAGGCAUAUCAGGCAAAACAUGCUCUUCGACGUGCUCCUGCAAUGCGCGCGCCCCAUUGAUGAUCGGUUCAACCGUGAAGUCAACGCCGCCAAGACAAUAGCCUUGGUGAUCAUCAGCUUCGCCGUCUUCCUCCUGCCCAUCAACAUAAUCAACUGCUACGAGUACUUCUGCACCAAGCGCUGCUUGGUCCAAGAAAACCUGACCCUGACCGCCACGGUGAUGAGCCACGCGAACUCUUGCAUCAACCCGUGCAUCUACGCCUACAGCAACAAGACAAUACUCAAGGCCAUAAGGGACAUGUUCGUGGAGAAGAAAAUACAACCUAAGGUGCAGGUCGGGAGUGAAUUGCGGGCCAACUCUUCCAGCAAAGGCGUCUUCGACUUGGAACUGUUUGCGAGCCCAGAGGACCACAGGGAAACGUUCGAGAAAACACUUCCAGUCCGGAAUUCCGUCCGGAAAUCCAAAGUUACAGUGUAGCCAAGACAAGGGAGAUGACUUUGUUUUUUGUGACACAAACAUUACUGCAACGCAACUGCAUUUCAAUAUCAAAUUUCAUAAUUAAAAGAUGACGUGAAAUGUCGACUUCUAGAAAGAAUCAAAGUGCGGUUGUUUUUUAUUUCAAGUCCCUCCCCUCCACUGACACACAAAGAAUCACACACUGACAGACAAUAGUUAAAAAAAAAUCAUUGCACAUUAAGAUAAAAAAAAAAUGCAUGGUAAAACGUACUUUAGACCAAUGAGGAAAACAGACAUUAUAAGAAUAAACCACUAAUCCAGUUAGCUAGCAACGUUCCGUCCAGUAUUUCUACAAGCUUAUAUCAACUCACUCUGGUAAACGUUUGAACACGUUCUCUCUCCAACAAUCUCGGAUCAAGCUGAAAUUUUGCACAUUAUUUCUUUUCCCUGACUGGACAAGAAUCAAUAAAGAAAAAUUAACCAAUGACUUUAUUA